AUGGCGAAGCAAAAGAAAAAGGGUCAGUCCGGCCAGGCGAAGAACUACAUUACUCGAACGCAAGCUGUACGCAAACUACAGAUAUCGCUUCCUGAUUUUCGACGGCUUUGUAUCUUCAAGGGCAUCUACCCUCGCGAACCCCGAAAUAUCAAAAAGGCGAGCAAAUCGGCCACUCACUCGACCACCUUCUACUACACCAAAGACAUCCAAUACCUCUUACACGAACCGUUGCUGGCCAAGUUCCGUGAACAAAAAGCCCUCGAGAAGAAGAUUGCUAGAUCUCUGGGUCGCAAUGAAGUGCAAGAUGCGGUUCGGCUGGAGAAGUAUGGUAUGCCAAAAAUAAAGUUGGAUCACAUCGUGCGAGAACGGUACCCUACCUUCGUGGACGCUCUCCGAGACCUGGACGAUGCGCUGUCAUUGCUGUCUUUGUUCGCCAACCUCCCUUCGACCACCGAGGUGCCUGCCAAGGUCAUUGCGCGCUGUCAACGCCUCUGCCACGAGUUUGAACACUACCUAAUCGCCACUAACUCCUUACGAAAAUCCUUCUUGUCCAUCAAAGGUAUCUACUACCAAGCGACGAUCCAAGGUCAGGAUAUAAUGUGGUUAGUGCCGUAUAAAUUUGUGCAACGGGUAACCCAAGAUGUGGACUACCGGAUUAUGGGUACCUUUGUGGAAUUUUAUUGCACCCUUCUGGGCUUUGUCAACUACAGGCUCUAUACGUCAAUCGGCCUUGUGUAUCCCCCAAAGUUCGACGUCGUGUCCGACGAGCGAGGAGCAGAGCUGGCCGCUUUCACUCUGGAGGGGCGCGGCAUUGGUGGAGGCAUCGAUCAACAGGACGAACACAAACAAUUGGACAAUGGUCAUGCACAACAUGGCAACACCGAAGCUGUUCAGGCUCAAAUAGACAAGAUUGCCCAAGAGACCUCGGCUCAAGAAGACGUGAAGCAGGAUGAGCCCGCCGAAGAGCAAGCACAGACUGAUGCCAUUGAUACAUUCGUUCCUGCGGCACCAGAAGGAGACAUCCUGCCACAGCCUGAUUUGACUGCCGACGAAGCCGCACACUUGUUCUCGGAGUUCACGUUUUUCAUUUCCCGCGAAGCUCCUCGUCAUCCCAUUGAGUUCUUGCUGAGAGCAUUUGGCUGCAAACGCGUGGGUUGGGAUGCCGUACUAGGUGAAGGCGCGUUUACCCAUGACGAGAGAGAUCCCCGGAUCACGCAUCAAAUCGUGGACAGGCCUGCACCGUCACAAUCACUUUCAUCCACGCAAGGUCAAGAAGGCUCGAAGGAUCAAAGUCUUCAGACUGUCAAACCUGGAUACAUCAUGCCCGGAAGAAUCUAUGUCCAGCCGCAAUGGAUAUGGGAUUGUGUCAACGAGGGUAAAUUGCUGCGCACCGACGUAUAUGCGCCGGGAGAGACGCUACCCCCUCAUUUAAGCCCAUGGGUCAAGCCCACUGGUGGCCAAUAUAAUCCAAGAGCGACCUUGGAAGAGCAGGAGCCUGAAGGUGAGGCUGAUGCAGCCGCAAUUGAUGAAAGUGAAGAUGAAGAAGGGCAAGAAGAGACUACUCAGCAAGCCGUUGAGGGACAAGAAGCUGAGGAAAAGGACGAUGAUGACGCUGAAGAUGAGGACGAUGAUACCGAUGCGCAUGAUAUGGACGUCGCACCCUCAGAUGACGAAUCAGAAGAGGAAGACGAGGAAGACGAGGCAGAUACUUUCGGCGGCUUCGAUGAUGCUAUCUCACAAGGCUCAGACCUAGACGAGGAUGCUGAACACCAGAAGGAACUGGAAGCGGAAGCAGCUGGACGACCUGUCAAAUCGAAUAUGAAUGGAGCAGACCCCAAGGCCAAGGCCAUCAGAGCUCGGCAGACAGAACGGUCUCGGAAAGAGGAGGAAGUUGAACGACAAAAGAUGAUGAUGAGUAACAAGAAGCGCAAGCUGUAUGAGAAGAUGCAAUACUCCAACAACAAACGUGAUGAAGAAGCUGAGAAGCUGCGGAAAAAGCGAAGGAAGCUGGAAAAGGCCGGAAAAAGAUGA
This is a messenger RNA of Fonsecaea nubica, 2031 nucleotides long. RefSeq lists its product as hypothetical. Gene Ontology annotation, cellular component: nucleolus; PeBoW complex. NCBI's taxonomy places the organism in Eukaryota, Fungi, Ascomycota, Eurotiomycetes, Chaetothyriales, Herpotrichiellaceae. Gene Ontology annotation, molecular function: RNA binding. The record is from RefSeq and is a predicted model, not a curated record. Bases 1 to 2031 code for a protein of 676 amino acids. Gene Ontology annotation, biological process: maturation of LSU-rRNA from tricistronic rRNA transcript (SSU-rRNA, 5.8S rRNA, LSU-rRNA); ribosome biogenesis. The transcript has a single exon.